Nymphaea colorata (pocket water lily) is the source of this 1132-nucleotide messenger RNA. RefSeq names its product peroxidase 3-like. The coding region runs from base 10 to 981 and encodes 323 amino acids. The record is from RefSeq and is a predicted model, not a curated record. Gene Ontology annotation, biological process: hydrogen peroxide catabolic process; response to oxidative stress. Lineage: Eukaryota; Viridiplantae; Streptophyta; Magnoliopsida; Nymphaeales; Nymphaeaceae. The transcript has 4 exons. Gene Ontology annotation, cellular component: plasmodesma; plant-type cell wall. Gene Ontology annotation, molecular function: heme binding; peroxidase activity.
AUCAGAAACAUGAGCUCUAUCCCUCUUCUUGUCUUUGUUCUCUUAGGCCUGCUGAGCUCCUCUCAAGCUCAACUCAGACUCGGUUUCUACGAUCACUCCUGCCCACAGGCAGAGAGCAUCGUUCAAGUGUUCGUGAAGGAGCAUAUCCCGAAUGCACCCCCUCUGGCUGCUGCGUUGCUUAGACUGCAUUUCCAUGAUUGUUUCGUCAGGGGCUGUGAUGCAUCAUUGUUGCUGAACUCCACCAAGGACAACCAAGCGGAGAAGGAUUCUCAAGCAGACAUGGGUAUGCGAGGCUUUGAUUUCAUAGAUGCAGUGAAGAGCAAGUUAGAAGAAGCGUGUCCAGGCGUGGUCUCCUGCGCAGAUGUUGUUGCACUGGUAGCAAGAGAUGCGGUUGUUGUCAUAGGAGGUCCCUACUGGAAUGUUCCUACGGGCCGCAGGGACGGAACAGUUUCCUUGGCAUCCGAGACAUUAAACAACAUUCCUCCGCCAACUCUCAGUUUCAGUGAUCUCAAGGACAGUUUCGUGAAGAAGAAUCUUAGUGUGAAGGAUCUAGUCAUCCUCUCAGGUGCACAUACCAUUGGCAUUACUAGCUGCGACUUCGUCACGAAAAGGCUUUACAACUUCACGGGAAAAGGUGAUCAAGACCCAUCUCUCGACAAAUUUUAUGCCGCCAACCUAAAGAAAUACAAGUGCAAAACUCCUGCAGACAAGACCAUUCUGGAAAUGGAUCCUGGGAGCUUCACCACAUUUGACACUCAUUACUACACUAAUGUGGUGAAAAGAAGGGGACUGUUCACCACUGACGGGUCCCUGCUUACCGACAGCACCGCCCGGUCCUACAUAGAUGGAAUACUCAAUGGAUCCAUAGACUUCUUCAAGGAGUUUGGUUUGUCCAUGGAGAAGAUGGGUCGGAUCGAAGUGAAGACCGGAACCGAGGGCGAGAUCAGGAAGGUCUGCGGCGUGGUGAACAGCUCUAAUUAAAAAAGCAAGAGGCCUCUAUAUAUAGUGCUCCAGUCCGCCAUCUGAUCGGCACCGGCCAUAAUGGGUUUGAAUUGUCAUAAUAAAUAGAUUUCUUUCUGCUUGUAAUAUGUUUGAAGUCAUGAGAGUUGUCUCAUUAGCUUUGGCUUUUGCA